This is a messenger RNA of Prorocentrum cordatum, 948 nucleotides long. The record is from the annotation of a GenBank genome assembly. NCBI's taxonomy places the organism in Eukaryota, Dinophyceae, Prorocentrales, Prorocentraceae.
AUGGAGGCCUGCAACACAGUGCCGCACGAGGGCGUCAAGUCCGAGGACGCCUUUCUGAAGGAGCGCGCCGUGGAGAUGGAGGAGCACACCGCCGUCACUCACACUGCGGCGCCUCCCAUGCUGGUCGCGCAGGAUCGCCUGAAGGUGGUCGUGGCUGCGGCGCUCCGUGGAACGCUGGAGCGCAGCCAGGCGGCUGAGGCAGCAGACGCCAGCACGAUGGAGGAGCUUAUCGGCGCCCGCACCCUCGUGGACGCCUUGUCCAACGCGGACAGCGUGGAGCUGUUCGACACCACCUUCGAGAGACAGGCUCCCAUCGACAAGCUGAGCCUCGCCAUGCUGAACAACCAAUGCGAGGAGAGCGAGGCCAUCCAGACACCGACUGAUGGCGGGGGCACUGUCCACACGAUGGCUGAGAUGGACGCGAUCAUCUCACCCCCCAGUGUGGACAGCCUAGACGGCCCGCCCAGCAAUGAGAACAAGGGGCUAAGCGACAUCACCUUCGAGAGCUUGGUGUGCAUCGACAAGCAGUUUCCCGACAUGUACCCGCCCAGCGACAACGAGGAGCUGAGCGACACCGCCUGCGAGACUCCUGAGCCCGCCGAUAAGGAGGUCGUCGACCCGUGCGGCGAGGAGGCCACGGAGCAGUCGGCCCUCGUGUGCAGCACCACCUUCGAGGAUAAGCAGUAUGUGCGGGAGGCGAAGAUGUUAGGCAAUUUCUUUGAAGGAAGCAUACGGUACGAGCUGGUGCACUGCGAGGAUGGCGACACGGAGGUGCCCCCUGGAGCGCCGAGCUUGCCGCCGUCUGCCGAGAAAGCGAUCGACAAGUGCGUCGAGGAGCCCAUGGAGAAGAAUCCCCGCUGGCUCUGUCUCGUCGGUGAGAACUGGGACCCGUCCGGCGCUUGCGACAAAGACGCCGAACUCGAAAAAGAGAUGGAGCCAGAGAAGUAA